Messenger RNA from Numida meleagris (helmeted guineafowl), 579 nucleotides. It is a transcript of the gene RSPO4, whose product is annotated as R-spondin 4. The transcript is spliced from 4 exons. Lineage: Eukaryota; Metazoa; Chordata; Aves; Galliformes; Numididae. The annotation marks the transcript as partial. The record is from RefSeq and is a predicted model, not a curated record.
CUCUUGGAGAACUGCACAGGCUGCGUCCUGUGCUCGGAGGAGAACGGCUGCAUCACCUGCCACCACCGGCUCUUCCUGCUCAUCUGGAGGGAUGGCAUCCGCCAGUACGGGGUGUGCGUCCACACCUGCCCCCCCGGCUACUUCGGCGUGCGGGGUCUGGAGGUCAACAGAUGCACAAAGUGCAGGUCGCCCAGCUGCGAGAGCUGCUUCAGCAAAGACUUCUGCAUGAAGUGCAAGGAGAUGUUCUACCUGCACAAGGGCCAAUGCUUCCGGCAGUGCCCCCCCAGCACCGCAGCGCAGCCCGGCACCCGCGAGUGCCAAGAAACAUGCGAGCCAGGGCCCUGGAGCGAGUGGAGCGCCUGCACUCAUGAGGGCCGGAGCUGUGGCUGCAAAUGGGGUCUGGAGACGCGGGUGCGCGAGGUGUCGGGCACCCCAAGGGAGGAGGGGGCUGCGUGCCCCGCACUGCUGGAGAGCCGCAGGUGCCGCCUGAGGAAGCACUGCCCGGGAGAGAAAACCAAACUCAAAAACAAAGGCAAGAAGCGGCAGAAGAAGCAGAGGACAGAGCAGGAUGCGGGCACC